This is a messenger RNA of Melozone crissalis (California towhee), 1686 nucleotides long. Its product is annotated as keratin-associated protein 10-7-like. The record is from RefSeq and is a predicted model, not a curated record. Bases 1 to 1686 code for a protein of 561 amino acids. The transcript has a single exon. Lineage: Eukaryota; Metazoa; Chordata; Aves; Passeriformes; Passerellidae.
AUGUCCUGCCAGCUGCACCAGCACCUCCCUCCGCUCUACCAGAACCCCGUGGCGCUGUCCCCUGGCGUCCCCUUCCCGCCUCAGCGGUGGCACUCCACCACCUGCAUCCCCCAGGCCGUGCCCGGCCAGGUGAUGCCCCUGCAGCGGGCCACGUCCUCCAGCGUGUGCCACCAGCAGAGCGUCACCCAGGCCGUGCCACCCCGCCAGCUCCACGGACCCCUCCCGCAGCAGCAGAUUGUCCCCAGGCGGGUGACAACGUGCCCGCCACCGCAGCAGCGCGUGACCGGCGGCGCGGGCGUCACCUGGAGCGUGCCGCACCGGGUGGGGGUGACCCAGUGCGUGCCACAGCAGCUGCGGGUGCCACAGCACUGCCCGCCCGUCCCCCAGCAGCAGAAGAUUGUCCCCAGGUGCGUCACCACCUGCGUGCCGCAGCAGCGCGCGACGGGCGGCGCGGGUGUCACCGGCGUCACCCAGUGCGUGCCGCAGCAGCUGCAGGUGCCACCGCCCCGGUGCGUCCCCCAGCAGCAGAAGAUUGUCCCCAGGUGCGUCACCACCUGCGUGCCGCGGCCGCCGUUUGUCACCAAGGGCGUCCCGCCGCGGCAGAGUGCCACCAGGUGCGUCCCCCAGCAGUGCGUGACCAGCGUCUGUCCCCAGCAGGCCGUCCCCACGUGUGUCACCACCUGUGUCCCCCAGCAGCGCGCGGCCCGGGGAGUGUCCUACCAGUGGGUGACAGCGCCCGUCCCCCAGCAGCGGCAGAGUGUGACCGCCGGUGUCCCCCAGCAGUGGCACGGCAGGUGUGUCACCAAGUGUGUCCCGCAGCAGUGUGACACCGGCGGGGCCAGCAUUUGUGUCCCGCAGCAGCAGCAGAGCGGGACAAUUUGUGUCCCACAGCAAAGUGUCACCAAAUGUGUCCCACAGCAAAGUGCCACCAAGGGUGUCCCCCAGCAGAUUGCCACUAAAAGUGUCCCCCAGCAAAGUGUCACCAAGUGUGUCCCCCAGCAGAUUGCCACUAAAUGUGUACCCCAGCAGUAUGGGACAAUCUGUGUCCCCCAGCAAAGUGCCACCAAGUGCGUCCCCCAGCACUACGGGACAAUCUGUGUCCCCCAGCAGUGUGUGACCAAGAGUGUCACUCAGCAAAGUGCCACCAAGUGUGUCCCCCAGCAGAGCGUGACCAAAUGUGUCCCCCAGCAAGGCAUGGCCAAGUGCGUCCCCCAGCAAAGCGUCACCAAAGGUGUCACCCAGAAAUAUGGGACAGUUUGUGUCCCCCAGCAAAGUGCCACCAAGUGUGUCCCCCAGCAAAGUGUCAAGUGUGUCCCUCAGCAGUGUGGCACAAUUUGUGUCCCUCAGCAGAGUGUAACCAAGUGUGUCCCCCAGCAAAGUGCCACCAAGUGUGUCCCUCAGCAAUAUGGGACAAUUGGUGUCCCCCAGCAAAGUGCCACCAAAUGUGUCCCCCAGCAGUGCGUGACCAAGAGUGUCACUCAACAGAGUGCCACCAAGUGUGUCCCCCAGCAAAGUGCCACCAAAUGCGUCCCCCAGCAAUAUGGGACAGUUUGUGUCCCCCAGCAGUGUGUCACUAAGUGUGUCCCCCAGCAAAGUGCCACCAAGUGUGUCCCCCAGCAGUCCGGUGGAGUGAAGAUCUCCAGCCACGCCAAGAAAUACUGCUCGGCCCCCAAGUGGCCCUGGUGA